UACCCUGUCGCAGCUGGACAACAUUACUAUUGCCGACACCGCUUUUGUGGCCUGUAAAGAUCGGAGGCAGCGAACUGGAUCUCACAAGCACCGCCUUCGACACGAAUCUAGGUAAUGACACUACUAAGCGAGGAUAUUACGCGAAUGGUUAUGAUAUCCUUGAUAUUAUGACAUCAAUGAGCGGGACUUCAGCCUCACGUUCGGCUGUUGUAGGUGGAAGUGAUAGUGUCUUCGCCUUCAAUGGUGUCUCAUACAACACUUCCAGUAGUGGCAUCCUUCCGGCAGUCGAAGAUUACGCAGGCACGACAUUGCCCCCUGGUGAUAUUGGUCUUUGGUACUACGGUGGAAAAGUCGCAUCGGCCGUCAAAGAUUACCCGAGUCGUUCUGGACUCACCAGAAACUAUACAGUAACGCAACAGGGUCUUUCGGCGAAUAUUAACUGCAGCGACCUAAGUGACCUUGAUCCAAACGAGUUCUCGCUGUACUAUAAUUAUUCCAUUUCGCUGGCCCUUGGAUCAAAUAUUACAACUUGGAAAUGGACAGCUUAUUGUCCUCUCAACAAUACGGGUGUCGGCUAUUGGUCGACGGAGGACCUCUGGGAGUCUGACAAUAUCGAUAUAUAUGGCCUUCUCGGUAUUGUUGUCUGUCCCACUCCGGUGUUCGUGACUGUUACUACCACAUCAUUCGACAUCUUCCUAUGGGGCAUCGGACAAUAUAACUUCUUGAAUGCAACAGUCUGCAACGUAACACCACAUGUGGCUUCGUUCGAUGUGACAUACAACCAGGGAAUGAUCUCCGUCGAUCAACAUCGUAACAUCCAGCCACUGCAGUACAAUGUCACCGCCUUUGUUUCGGACGUAGUGCACCGUCUGACUAACUCUAGUCAGACGAUGGACAAUAAUCCUUUGGGGCAGUUGCUGCGGCUUAGCAGAUUAAACACCACGAGUUCGGUGAAUGAAAUCUUGGAAAACUACUUCCGCGGCGUUGUAGAGUUUUCUGCCACAUACCUUCGUUCUGCCUACUCUGCAGAAGGUGCCAGUACGAAUUCAACGAUGCAGGACUUGUACUCGAACACAGAAGCCUUCAUACCCCUGAAUGGAACAAUGCAUAUCUUGACCUACGGUUGGUACAGUGGACGCCCUACAUAUAUUUAUAUUCUCUUCAUCUUCACGGUCAUCUGGGCGGUCACUGUUUCAGCUGCGGUGUACAGUCUGAUCCAGGAACGUACGCACCCAUGCACUGGUCCCACUUGAGAUAACGGAGCUUUGGAGAAUGAACGUGCACGAAUACGUCUUCUAGAUGGUCGAG
Molecule: messenger RNA, 1308 nt
Organism: Suillus subaureus
Lineage: Eukaryota; Fungi; Basidiomycota; Agaricomycetes; Boletales; Suillaceae
Exons: 7
Coding region: 168-1253 (361 amino acids)
Source: RefSeq, a predicted model, not a curated record